This is a messenger RNA of Bursaphelenchus xylophilus (pine wood nematode), 3041 nucleotides long. NCBI's taxonomy places the organism in Eukaryota, Metazoa, Nematoda, Chromadorea, Rhabditida, Aphelenchoididae. The record is from the annotation of a GenBank genome assembly.
AUGACCUCCGCGCCUCGGGACUCCGUUUCUAGAUCGCCCGAGAAUGCAACGUUGGACCUACAAGAUACGACGAAAGUCUUGAUACCCAAAAAACAUGAAACUAUUGAGCAGCAGUCGGAUUGCCAACUGUUAUCGCCAAAACGGGCCAAGAAGUUGGCCAAAUACAUAAAGAAUUCCAUGGAAUCCCAUUCCCAUCCACCGGAGAAGCCAUCAAGGCCUGAGGUGGAAUUCAAAUCCUAUGAGAGGAUGUUGCUUCUACUGACGCAAGUUGGGUACCUACCAGUGGCGGCUUCAAUGUUGUCGACCACUUUUUUCGAGCCCUCGAAGGCAAGUUUGAGGUUUUUAUACAGGGUGGGAAAUCUUUGUGGCCCGAUUUCAAUUGGCUAUAACUUUUUUAGUUUUUGGCCAAAUCUCAGAAUUCUGUUUUUCCCUGGAUCCUCAGAGAUCCCCAUUUUGCUUAGUACCAAAUAUGUGUUGGCCAUUUAUUAGCUAACAGCAGAAGUUGACUACAAACAAAAAACUCUAAUUUUGAUGCUUAACAAGGGAAGUACCCCUUGUGCGACACUCAGAUUUUCUUUAAAUUUUGCACAGGUGGUGGACGUAGGCCUCAUAUCAAUCCCUGAGAGUUGUAGGGUUCAGGGAAAAAAAGAAUUUUAAAAUUUGGCCAAAAACUAACAAAGUUAUGGCCAAUUUAAAUCGGGCCACAAAGAUGCCCCAUCUUGUAAUAAAAAAGGUGUGUGGGAUUUGAAAUUUAUUGAUUUUUCUCACACUGUAUCUACUAACGAUCAAAAUUUGCAGUACUUUUGCCACCACAUUCGCAACCGAACCUACGACUCCACGGCGCUUCAAUUCAAGGCCCUCGAAAUCGGCGAAUUCUACUCGCUUCUGUUCGAAUGGCAAGAGAUUUGCAUCCAGUCCUCGUGGAUGGUCCGCAUCUCAAUGGCCGUCAUGUUCGGCGCAGUUUUUGGUGCAUUUCUGGCCGGAUUUAUGGCCGAUUUUUUUGGUCGCAAACCCGUGGUCGUAUUCUCUUUAUUCUUCUUGACAUUGGCCAAUCUCACACUUGUAUUUUUGGGCUCCUUCUCACCAAUCAUCUCCACAUCGGUCUUCUUUUUGAUGGGCUGCGCGUCGGGCGGUUACAUGGUGACAAAUGUGGUGUUUAUAAUUGAAGCCGUGAAAACGGAGAGGGAACGGUUGGUUGUGGCGUCGUUGAAUGGCUGGCCCAUUGGAAUGGUGUUCACGGCCGUGAUUAGUUACAUUUCUGGGGAGCAAAAAUCCUACUACUUGAUUGUCGCCGCGACUUCGUUGGCCGUCGCUGGACUGUUGGUGAGCUUUUGAGGGAAAGAAGUUGAAGUCCCAAAAAACAAAAAAUUUCCGGUCAUACGGUGGCAGGUCUGAUACAGUGGCAAAAACGUACCGUUUUUCAUCCGGGAAGUAUCAAAAAUGUGGCAAAAUGCUGCCCUCUCCAAGUGAAAAAAAACUUCGUUUUGAAGGGCGCGCUCUUUCCCUCAAAGCGGGCGGCUUUUGAGAUCGGAGUUUUUUUUUCACUUGGAGAGGGAAGCAUUUUGCCUCAUUUUUAAUACUUCCCGGAUGCAAAAUUGUACGGUUUUGAUCGGGACUCCUACUGUAAACACACAUCCAAAGUUUGCGAUUCCCCAAAUCACCCUACGUUUUCAGCAAUUCUCAUCGUUCGAGUCGGUCGGUUGGCUAUCCAAUCAAAACGAAGAAGUGAAAGCCGCUUGUGUCCGGCGGCAAAUCAAAUUGCGAAACAACCCCGGAUCCUGGCAUAACUGGAGUCUCCGCUCAUUGGGUUCACGAACGACCUGUAGUCGGCUUCAAAAACUGCGCAAGGCCGAAAGUGUACCUGGUCUGUGCAGUAAAUGUCAAUAUUGUGACAAUAACAUUGACCAGAAAAAAGAAAUUACCGAGGAAAAAGUUGCUGUGACAUUUACAGCAGCUGGAGAUGCUGAUGCAGAAGAUCAACAAGUUUCGGCAGCUGAAACUGCCGCUGCGCAGACAAUAUCCAUCGAAGAUGGGACUACAAAUAAACCCAAGAAACAGUCAACAAUGACUUAUUUGGAUCUCUUCAAACACUCGACAAUUCGCCGGCCUUUGUUCGCUUUACUUUACUGUUUUCUGUCGUCAUCAGUGGUUUCGUUUGGCUUCUAUUUUAACGCCGAUUACUUACCUGGGAAUCGGUAUGCCAAUUUGGGACUAAUGGGGCUCCUGAAAUUCAUCUUGGGCCUAAUUCCCUUCGCCUUCUCUUAUAUCAUCCCAAAGAAGGUGAUCAUAUUAUUGUCAGUGGGUAAGUACAGUAACAGACCUGAUCCAGUGGCAAACAACGUUCAAUUUUGCAUCCGGGAAGUAUCAAAAAUGUGGAAAAAUGCCUCACUUUCCGAGUGAAAAAAACUUUGUUUUGAAGGGCCCUCACGAGCGGGCGCGCCUUUGAAAUCGGUUUUUUUCACUUGAAGGGGAGGUAUUUUGCCACAUUUUUUGAUACUUCCUGGAUGCAAAAUGAUACGCUUUUUGCCACUGGAUUAGAUCCCCCACUGUAGACAUACCCCAAAAUUUUCAAUCUUUUUAGGAACUGCUUGUAUUUGCUGCUGGAUUCUGAUCGCAGUCACCUCCAUGGUCCACCUUGGAGACAGUAUUGUAAUCACUGCGCUUGGGUUGAUGGUAACCGCUUCUAUGGAUCCCACUUGGAAGAUUAUUCAUCUCUAUUCGGUUGAAUUAUUCCCAACGGCCGUUCGAAAUAUGGCCAGAGGCGCGUGUAAUGUGACGGCGAGAUUGGGGAGUAUGAGUGGACCUUUGGUAAGACAUUUAAAAAUUUUUGAAAAUUAUCUUUAAGACAUGUUCGUGUAUGUCAUAUUUUGUAGAUAAUCCUCCUGCGCACGAUGAAUCCGACCCUUCCAUAUUGGCUUUUCGCGGGAUUACUGUCCUUGCAAUGGAUGGUAUUAGCCUGUUUAAUGCCAAACCAAUCCGUCGACAGUCUCCCUGAAGGCAUGCCGGUGAGAAAAAGGAACUCCUCGCUGACUAAAGCAUAA